AGAAUCCUGAGCCCAUCAGAAAAUGGAGACUGGCAAACUUCAUACAGCCGUCCAAGAAGAACUCAAAUUCUCCCGCCAUGAACGGCACCAGUCCUGCCAAACUGACGUCACCGGCCUCUGUGAUGUCUGCCUCGCCAUCUGUCUCUGCGCAAGGUCAGCGCGACGACAGCUUAGGGGAUCUUAAGUCGCCGGAGGGGAGCAACGCGGGCCGGCCCCGUACCCUCAAAGACAUUGGCCCUUGUGAUACGAUGUCGUUUGAGGUCAAUAAAACCGUGAAUGAUGAUGUCGACGAUGAUGAUGAUGACUGUGGCUUCGGUGUUGGUGACGAGAAAGACGGGGAUAGUGAUGGGAAUAAUGAUAUGGAAGUGUUUGUCGAGAAGCCUUCAGCUGUGCAGAAAAAAGAUGUGGAAUCUUCCUUUCCGUCGAAGUCGUCUGUGUCUAGUGUGGCAAAGGAUUCCUCCAGCAGGAAGAGCACUUCUAGUAUUUCAGGGAAUGUGGACAGUAAGAAACCGUCUGUGAAAGACUCGAAACACAAGCCCAGUGUGUUGUCGGUGAAGAGAGAGAGAGACUCUCAAUCUAAGGAAGUAUCGCGAAAGAACUCUGAGGCAAAGCGGAAACGCUCCAGCUCUCACCCAGAGAAGGGCAAAUCCCCGCCGGACAAGCGAUCUCCAGAGCUGAGCUCUGAGGGCGAAAUUGACGUGGUCAGUCUCACGCCUGACGAAAAGAUCCGGCAGGUGCAGGCCAGCCCUCGCAAGAGCUCAUCCAGCAAGAACCAGCAGGAGGCUGCAAAGCCUCUCUUCAACGGGAACCUCUCUGACAGUGGAGAUGAGGGCUCGGCGAACGAAGCAGAACAGGACUCCAAGACGCCCACCACUCAGCGAGGCAAAAACGUGCCUCCGCUUUCCAAGAAGCAUAGUGCUUCUUUUGAAGCAGAAGCACGAAGAAAAAAGACCUCUCCAAACUCCAGUGGACCCCCACCCCCUUCCACUUCCUGUUCUAGCAAAGGUGCUGCGGCCGCCCCCAGCCCCUCCACUACCACCACUACCACCUCCUCCUCCUCCUCCUCCUCCUCCUCCACCAAAGUUGCCAAAAAGCUGGGGAGUAAUGUUGACCUCGAGUCCAUCUCGCGGCCGCCCAACCUGCUGUCGCCCCUCCACUCGGCCUGCUCCCCGCCCCCGGGCGCCUCCACAAAACCGCUCCCUUCAUUCCAGACCUCCUUCUCUCCAGCGCCCCACCCGUCAGCCUCCACGCCCGCUCCCCCGCCUUCUUCCACCUCGGCCGAGGUGCCUCCGAUCGUCACCCUCCUGCAUCAGGAGGACGGCUCAAGCAGGCCCCGGAUUCUCACACGGAUUAUGCACCAACACCUCUCUAAGAAGCUCCUGGACAGAAUGAAGGAGAAGAGGGACAAGCGAAGGCUGGGUGGCUCCUCCUCGUCUUCCCGCAACGCCGUGUCGUCAGACCCAGAGUCUCAAAAGGUUGUUGCUGAAGACGUCAAACCUAGCGAGCACAAAGAGGGCCGCGUGCCGCCCAUCUCUGCAGUCAGAUCUCCUCCUCUCGGUUCCAGUAGCAUUAAAAACAAUGAAGGCUCCUCGCCUUUACGGACGUUUACCUCAUCGUCGUCCUCCUCAUCCGCACCCUCCUCAUCUUCUCAUUCCACCUCAUCCAGCGGGCCGCGCUCAGGCAAGCGGAAAGCUCAGGAGCCAGUGGAACCCCACACGGGCUCGUCCGCUGGUGCCCCGUCAUCCUCAUCCUCAUCAGCGCCCGCCUCUUCCUCAUCUUCAUCGUCCUCACACGCACACUCGAAGUCACACAAAAUGGCCAAGUCCAAUUCCUCAGCGCACGCCUCCAGCAAAGACGCUUCACUCCAGCCACCAUCGUCUCACUCCAGCAGCGCCGCUGCCUCCUCGUCGUCCACGUCAACCACCACGACAUCAUCCUCGUUGUCGUCGUCGACGUCGUCGGGCGACCGCGAGGCCACACCCUCUAGUCUUCCUUUCCAGGCCAAAUCAGGCAACAAGUCGGCGUCCGGAGCGGCGAGAAGCCUGCAGGACUUUAACCCCGAGCCCGCUCCCGCCGGCCCGGCCGGUGCAGCAGCGACCAAACGUGCCAUGAGCAAAGCAGACUCCAGCAACGCCAAGAGGCGGGCCGAGCAGGACGAAGACUCCUCCGCUCCAACCUCCGCGGCCAAACGGAGCAAAUCUGGGACUUCCAU
Aplysia californica (California sea hare) is the source of this 2212-nucleotide messenger RNA. RefSeq names its product flocculation protein FLO11. The record is from RefSeq and is a predicted model, not a curated record. NCBI's taxonomy places the organism in Eukaryota, Metazoa, Mollusca, Gastropoda, Aplysiida, Aplysiidae.